This is a messenger RNA of Centruroides sculpturatus (bark scorpion), 480 nucleotides long. Its product is annotated as gastrula zinc finger protein XlCGF49.1-like. Gene Ontology annotation, biological process: regulation of transcription by RNA polymerase II. Bases 1 to 480 code for a protein of 159 amino acids. Lineage: Eukaryota; Metazoa; Arthropoda; Arachnida; Scorpiones; Buthidae. Gene Ontology annotation, molecular function: RNA polymerase II cis-regulatory region sequence-specific DNA binding; DNA-binding transcription factor activity. The record is from RefSeq and is a predicted model, not a curated record. The transcript has 2 exons.
AUGGCAGACGAGAAUGAUAACUCGUUAACGUGCGAAGAAUGUGGAAAGAAUUUCGUUAGCAAGAAGAAUUUACUAUCUCAUAAAAAGACUCACAGCAACGAAAGACCUCACAAAUGUGUGGAUUGCGGUCAGACGUUCUCGCUACGUAACACACUCGUAUGUCACAGGCGUGUACAUACUAAAGAGAGACCGUACACUUGUACUUUGUGUUUUAAGAGCUUCACACAGGCUUCUACGCUAAAGGCUCACGUCAUCUACAAGCAUACAAAGUCAUUUCCAUAUUCUUGUGAUAAAUGUGGAAGAGGUUUCAUUUCACCUGGACAGAAAGUCGAUCAUUAUAGUCAACUGCGAGACAAUACUCCCGAAACUCAGGAAGAUAUGUUUAAGGAGGGCCAUUCGAACCACCAGGAAGAGCGUCUAUUCCAUCCUGGACAGAUUAAUCAGAUUGGAGAACCAAAUGUUCGAACGCAACCGGACUGA